CUGGAGGAAUGUACGCAGAACACAUCUAUUGCUUGUGGCUCUGCGGACCGUCAUAACACUCAUUCUAACGGAACUCUGUGGCUAUUUAAUAUUCACUGGUGCCUGACAGCUAGCUUACUUCAGAGAAUGCACUGUGCUAAACAGUUGGCAUCCCUAAAACAGCAGCAUUGCAUCUGUCUCAAUCACAGCCAGGACAUGAAGAUGAAACAGCUGCUUCUGGUGGACCAGAUGCCUACAAUCUUCGAAACCUUUGAUGAGUUGUAUCAGCACGAUCCCUCUCGCAGGAAGGAAAAAGAACGGGCCAGCGAGUCCUUCACUCCCCAAACCCAAGACGACUACUUGAGGUCAAUCUGCCAUCUUGCCCAGCCCACCUUCCUGUGCGAGAUAGCCUCCAGAACCCCCGGCUCAGCUCACAGGUCCCCGAAGCUGAAAGUCAACCGCAGGCACCAGUCCGACCCUGCCUCUCCCGUCAGCUCGCUGAGGAGCAGCAACAAGGGAAAGCGGUUACCGAGCGGGACGGGGGGCUUGUCUGUGGACACGAUCGCCAUUGGAGUGGACAGGCAGCACGGGGCUCAGGGGCCGGCUAGUAACGUUGACCCCUUUGCUUGGCUUUUCGGGGAGUCGUGCAAAGAGAACCACCAAGUCAGCAGCCAGCAAGGCACCCAGCACCGUUCCCCCAGGGACUCUUGUCCCAGGGAAGACCGUCCACUCACAAGCUCUCACUCGCAGUGCUUUGACCGUGUGGCCCUGGCGGAAAAUAAGACUCACGAGAAGUGUGCCAAAGCCUCGCUGCUCAACUACUGCGCCGAUCUGGUGAAAGGAAAGCACGCUCCUUCUGAACUGUACUCGCACCGCAAAUCACCAGCCAAUCGGUCAAGUGCUGUCACUGCCAGUUCUUGGGCAUAAGCAAAAGGGGCUGACGUUCUCGGUCCUUUCCAAAUCUACAAACCCAUUCUCCGAUGGACAAUCUCCGAUAAAUGGGAGCAUCGGUUUCAUGAAAGAAGUGCUUUAUGUUCGAAGGACUUAUUGGAUAGUGGGUUGAGGACAAAUGGAUGGAAAUGGGUGUAAGCCAGAUUGGUGCUGGAGGGGCUGCUCUGCUGAGACAGAGUGGGGGAAGAGAUGGUCAGACCAUGGUAGAGCAGAAGGAGCAGCUGUGCUCCGGUUGCCCUGGGAACGUCUCUUCCAGACUCUGGUUGGAGAAGGUACAAUGCAUGUUGAUUUCUCAAUGGUAAUUUUGAAGGUGAGAGUUUCACCAAUGUGAUUUGGGUAGCAUGUGGCUGCUCCCAAAGCUUUCAGGAUGGGAACGUGAGAUUUGGCCAUUUUCCCAUUGCCGAUGUCUCAUCUUUUCCCAGUCUCAUGAUAAUUCGAUCUAUUAAAAGAAAAGUUUGCCCCUCUUCUUUCCCUUCUACCCUCCAUCCCCCCAAACCCCCCAGUCAAUCCAGGCUGGGAGAGAACAAGUACUGAGAGAGCACACGUACUGCACAGCUGGGAUCACCCCAAAAUGUCCAUCAGCAACAUGAAGCACUAGUUGAGCGGUUAACUGGGUAAGAAAUGAAAGAGGGGUGAAGGUUCCUCUGAUGUUCACACUCAGACCUGCUCCUCAAUAUUGUUUGUGGGUUGGCACUGAUGUAAAGUGUUCUAUUUACACAGCACUCAAGUCCUCCUUGUGAUGAACACAGAGUAAUUCAUCCUUGUCGAAAGGGGAAAAUUCCCAGAAGGGUUAAGGCCACCGUCAUUGACAGGCUGGUGUGGGAGUGACUGUUGGGGUGGAGGGGGGGAGGAGAAUCAGAAAGCAUCUACGUAAUAAUCCUUA
Molecule: messenger RNA, 1813 nt
Organism: Callorhinchus milii (elephant shark)
Lineage: Eukaryota; Metazoa; Chordata; Chondrichthyes; Chimaeriformes; Callorhinchidae
Gene: depp1
Product: DEPP1 autophagy regulator
Exons: 2
Coding region: 127-906 (259 amino acids)
Biological process (GO): regulation of autophagy
Cellular component (GO): mitochondrion
Source: RefSeq, a predicted model, not a curated record